This is a messenger RNA of Dendrobium catenatum, 2755 nucleotides long. RefSeq names its product polycomb group protein EMF2B. Gene Ontology annotation, molecular function: chromatin DNA binding. NCBI's taxonomy places the organism in Eukaryota, Viridiplantae, Streptophyta, Magnoliopsida, Asparagales, Orchidaceae. Gene Ontology annotation, cellular component: nucleus. The record is from RefSeq and is a predicted model, not a curated record. The transcript is spliced from 23 exons. The coding region runs from base 382 to 2484 and encodes 700 amino acids.
ACUUCACCUUCAUCCGCGAAUAACGAAUUAGGUUAUUAUAUUGCCAAUUUCUCUGUCAUUUUGACGGCGACGAUAGCCAGAGCGCCCCUCGAUAGUGCUUCAGUCGCGCCGAUUUCAAAAUAUUAAGCGGCCCAAGUCAUAGCUCGAAGAGAAAUUUAUCAUUCUGUCACACAACCAGAGGAGGUGAGCUAGGGCAUAGGUGCCCUAUAUACGUAGGCGGCUCGAGGUGUCCAACUUGGUGAGUUAGCCCGUCGAUGAGAGACUAAGGUAUUCAUUACCACAUUCUGGCAAAUUCCUACAAAAUGACAGGGUUAUUGGCUUUGCUGAAGUUUUAGUGGACUGCAAUUACUGUUUUGCUGAGCAGUUUAUCACUUAAUUCACAUGGUCAAGUCUACGAAAAUGGCCCUUGGCUGCAGUUGUAGCCGUUCUAGGACUGCUGAUCAGAUGUGCCGUCAGCAAUCAAGGGUUUGCUUAACUGCUGCAGAGGAGCUUGCAGCUGAAGAAAGUCUUUCCAUAUACUGCAAACCUGUUGAAUUCUAUAAUAUUCUUCAACGCCGGGCUAUUCGAAAGCCAUCAUUUUUACAGAGAUGUUUACAGUACAAGAUACAAGCAAAACUCAAAAGAAGAAUCCAAGUAAUUAUUUCAGUACCUGGAAAUAUGAAUUCAGGACAACAACAGCGAAAUCUUUUCCCUAUGUAUGUGAUACUAGUUAGACCUAUUGCUAAUAUUUCGAUUGGAGAGCAGGCUGCGGUUUAUGGAGUUUGUCGGUCUCAUAUAUUGUCUUCUUUCUAUGAAUAUGGAAGGAAAGACACUGAAGUUACUUUUGUCAUUCCUGAGAUUCGAAAGCUGUCCACUGCCCGUGGCGCCAAUCUAAAUAUGGUUAUUGUCAGCAUUGGGGAAGCUCAAGGUACUUCUGAUGAGAACCAUCUGCCAGAGGGUGGUGAGUACCUUAAUACUUUUCCAGCUAAACUUGAAGGUAAUUGUUUUUGGGGGAAGGUACCAAUUGAAUCUCUCUAUUCAUCUUUAGAGAAGUGUGUUACCUUGAGUUUGGGGCAUAGAUCUGAAAUGAUUUCAACCAUAGACAUGCACCCUAGUACAUUGAAGUCUAGUUUCUUGGAUCAGCACAAUUGCUUGAAUUUUAGAAACCAUAAUAUUGAUUCUCUGAGUUCGUACAAAGUGCAAGUAAAUUUAUGCGCUCAAGAGGUUGGAGCUAGAGAGAGGUCACCUUAUGAUUCUUAUACUUACAAUGAUGUUCCUGCAUCAACAUUACCUCACAUUAUUAGGUUGAGAUCUGGCAAUGUCCUCUUUAAUUAUAGGUACUAUAACAACAAGCUGCAAAAAACUGAAGUUACUGAGGAUUUCUCCUGUCCAUUUUGCUUGGUGCAAUGUGCAAGCUUCAAGGGUCUUAGGUAUCACUUGUGUACAUGUCACGACUUAUUCAAUUUUGAAUUCUGGGUAACUGAGGAGUAUCAAGCUGUAAAUGUUUCAGUUAGGACUGAUGUUUCACGGUCCGAGGCCCUCUUAGAUGGAGUUGAUCCAAGGUUGCAGACGUUCUUUUACUGCUCAAAAUUUAGGAGGCGAAGGCGAUUGAAAAACCUCGCUCAGAAUAUAAAUCAUAUCCAUCCUCAUGUUGUGGAGCUAGAUUCUCCCGAAGGGGCAAUGGAAGGUUCCGAGGAUGGUUAUUUGCAAAAAGGCAUGGACUUAUCUUCUUCUUGUAGACCCAUUUCAUAUCCUGGUUUUGCAGAGCUUCCAAAUGGAUUUAGUGAUGGAAGCUCUUACAAAGUAGAUGAAAAGGUUGAAAAAUCUUUGUAUGGGGAAGCUCAGUUGCUGUCAACAAGGCAGAAAUCUGAAAGCUAUGGUUCGGAGAAUCACCAUGUUGUAGAGUGUACAGAACGUAUAACUUCCAGUCCUGAUACUGCCACAUUCUGUGUGGCUACUGCUCAGGCUUCUACAAGUAAUGACUGCACUCAUCCAUUGUCUGGAGGCAACUCAUUACCCUCUUCAAUGUUGCAAUUUGCAAAGACUCGCAGACUUUCUGUCGAACGAGCUGAUCCUAGAAGUAGGGCAUUGCUAACAAAGCGUCAAUUUUUUCAUUCACAUCGAGCUCAGCCAAUGGCCUUGGAACAAGUGUUUUCUGAUCAUGACAGUGAAGAUGAAGUUGAUGACGACAUUGCUGAUUUUGAAGACAGGAGGAUGCUAGAUGAUUUUGUUGAUGUAACAAAAGAUGAAAAGCACAUUAUGCAUCUAUGGAAUUCUUUUGUAAGGAAACAAAGAGUGUUGGCAGACGGUCAUAUCCCAUGGGCCUGCGAGGCAUUUACGCAGUUACACGGGCAAGAUUUUGUUCAAACACCAGCUUUACUUUGGUGCUGGAGGUUGUUCAUGAUUAAACUGUGGAAUCACAGCCUACUGGAUUCUCGUACAAUGAACAACUGUAACAUAAUUCUUGAGAAGUGUCAGAACCUAAACCCUAAAUCUCAAGCCUAAUUGACUGUGCCAAUGCUUGCACCAACCUUUUCUUCCUUCACCAGAGUCAUUAAAGCCUGGCCCCAUUGAAUCCUUGGGGUGGUCGUUCAUUCGUGGCAUUCUUUAUACACAUUGUGGACUGGUUGAUAUUGUUUUUCUUCAUAUAGAUUCUGCUAUUGUUUCCGUUCAUAAAAGGUGGUGGAAAGGAUGAAUGCUACAUACAUUUGUAUUAUUGGAAGAUGAUCUAUAUUCUUUUUGUCCUAAUUUAAAUCCCAUAUCCAAUUAUUUUAUU